AUGGGUUCAUUAUUUACUGACAAUGCUAGUGACAAUGGAGACCCAAGCAUUUUCAACCGUAAAUCUCGAGUCGUAAUUACGGACGAGCCGCUAAACUCGGAGUUCGACAUUGGAGACCUGCCCCUGGACUCGCUGGAUGACGAAUUUGCAAAGAACUCGUCCACAAUUGACGAAGAUUUGUUGCGCUUCAGUACACUCGACGAGAACUUGAUUGCAGAGAUCGACAAGUGGGUAUACAGUCACCAGAACAGAUCGCACGGCCAAGCCAUAGACCAGACGAUUCUCAACGGGACGUACGAUGGGCCCAUACGAUACUCGCGGAGGCCUUCGCUGGACCCGGCUGUACCCACUCUGACCUCUGGUGCUCCUCCCAGGGAUUUUGGUCUGGUUGAUAGGCUUUCCAAGGACAGACAUGACACGCCAGGUUGUAUAUCGAUUGAGAGCACUACCAGUGCUACAGCGGACUCUGGGACGGUGGGCAGUGGUAGUCAAGGUUUUGGUAGAAUGGACGCCAGCCCCCAAAGCGGACCAUAUUCCGGUAAAACUAGUCAGAGUAGGUGCAGUACGCAAAAGAGUAGCCAGGAAAAUGCCAGGAAUCAGAGCGGAGGCGCGGCAGACUACUAUACAGAUAGCAGCGAGUAUGACGAGGAUGAGGACAUUGAAGAGUGCAUCAUCUGCAGCGAAUCAAUGAGGAGUGAUAUAAAGAAUGAAAUUGGGAUUUUGGACGAUUGUAGUCACAUAUUCUGCUUCAAGUGUAUUAGAGCCUGGGCAGAUCGGACAAAUGUAUGUCCCUUGUGCAAGGGGGAAUUUGGCCACAUUAGACGGGUACUGUGGCAGAAUAUUGAAGAUUUGUUGUUAAAAACCUAUGAUAGACCUCUGGGGAGGUUCAGAGACUCGGAAGACAAGGGCCUGUACAUGGUGCCAACACCUGGGGAGAGUAGCUAUAAGAGAAAGUUGAAAAAGGUCCGCAAGACAAGAAUAAAGGGAUUGAGAACUGUCAUGCUCAAAAAUAGCGCGUGGCAUACGUUGAUACCAACCACGGUUGUCCAGGUUGAGAGCAAGUCGCUAAAGGAUAGCUUUACACCAGAUGUGAAUGGGUGUGAUAUUUGCGGUUUGGACAAUAAUUGGGACCAGCUUUUGCUUUGUGACCAGUGUGACCACGGAUUCCACACCUAUUGCCUAAACCCACCUCUUGAUUCAGUUCCAGAAGGGGACUGGUACUGUACAUCCUGCACAAACGUUCGUAUUUCCAGUGGAAUUGUAAAUGUGGUAGAACCAGAACCAGUUGCUCCAAGAACAACCACUAGGGCGCCUCCAAGAAUGGAAGAACCGCGAACCUCUAUAGAAUCGGAGCUCAAUGAAACUACCUCAAACCUCAUUGAGCAAGUUUACAGGGGACUUAACUCUAGAAGGAAGAGGACCAAGAAGAAGCCAAAGAGGAAAAAGACGACCAGGAGUAGAAAGAAGAGGACCUCCACAUCUACAGCUUCGGGAGUGACACGCAGAGUGAGCUCUGUGGUGGCAGAUACACUUUUCCCCGAGGAUUCCGGACCGUCGAGUAGGAUGAAUGGCAGGAUCGACGAGCUCAUUCAAGAGUCGAUUCGGAGGAUUAAUAGGAAUUUGGAAGAGGCAAAGAGGGAGGGUACUGCUUCACAGACGGCCGUAACACACAGACAAUCAGCGGCCAGAACACACGGUGAAGCGGCUACGAUGCACAAUUCACUACACAACACCACCAUGCAUGCGGAUAGGACCAGCACAAGUUCACCGGCCAGGUCGUUGGCGCAGACCACGAAUCUAGUUUCACAACAAAAGCCAUGCACACCAACAAGAUCCUAUACAUCUCAAGCACAUACAAGGGGUACCACAGACAGCAUUGAGAGUGUUUUGGAUGGUUUAACGAGGCAUGAUAUUGACAGAUUGCUAAAUGUAGGCACAUGCACCCCCAAAUCCACUAGUACGAGGGGUGGCGUUGAUCCUGGAAGGAGCAGUACAGACUCCUCCAAACUAAAGUACACCUCCUUUACUUAUCGCUACAAGACGCUGAUGGAACAGACGAAUAGGAGUUCUAAAUCACUGGACGGAGGGACUUCACAGAGCUUUAGGGACAAUUUAAAGUUUUCAGAGGCUCAAAUAAAGGGUAACACGAUAAAGUACCUUUUUUAA
Theileria equi strain WA is the source of this 2166-nucleotide messenger RNA. RefSeq lists its product as hypothetical. Bases 1 to 2166 code for a protein of 721 amino acids. NCBI's taxonomy places the organism in Eukaryota, Apicomplexa, Aconoidasida, Piroplasmida, Theileriidae. The transcript has a single exon. The record is from RefSeq and is a predicted model, not a curated record.